CGCUUGCGACAGAUCGCGCUGCGAGUCAGUCCCUAGUGCGCAUAGUUUGUGUCAGUACGGACAGUUUUCUUCAGUCCUCCUCCACCGAAUGUGUGAGGCGCUGUGUUUUUCUUCAUUAUCAAAACGAACCGUGUAUUUAUAUUGACAGUGAGUGAUUAGUUGUUAUUUUUUAAUUCCAAGUGCGUUUGUUUUCCAUCGAGAUUUGUGCAAUAGUGAGUAGUGUGUUUCCUAGAGUGUAGCCUGGUUAGCCACUGAGGAUUACAAAUUAUCAAAGAAACAAUGUUAACACCUCGGAUACUAAGAAUAGCGAUAGUGCUAUGCAUCCUCAUCGCGAUCUUCUCCCAAGCGACAGACAGUGCGCAAACAAAGCGAAGAAUACGACGACCAACGAACUUAAAGUCAUCCGUAGCAAAACCAGAAGAUAAUCAAAUCCCUCCGAAAAAAGCACAGGAUCGGUCGGAUCAAGCGCCUGCCUCAGCAACGAAUCGAUUCCGUGUGCGUACGAAAACGCGUGGCUCUUUGGCAGCUGGUGCAGCAGCCGGUACUGCCGUUGUAGCUGGUGCCGCUAGUUCCGCACUUGUUUCAAAGAAAGCCCAAGUCGACAGUGAUGGCUACAAGAUCGUUUGCUAUUACACCAACUGGUCGCAGUACCGCACCAAGAUCGGUAAGUUCGUCCCGGAGGACAUCCCGGCCGAUCUCUGCACCCACAUCAUAUUCGCCUUCGGUUGGCUGAAAAAGGGCAAACUGAGCUCGUUCGAAAGCAACGAUGAAACGAAAGACGGCAAGACGGGCCUAUACGAGCGCAUGAUGACACUGAAGAAGGCAAACCCCAAGCUGAAGGUACUGCUCGCCAUCGGUGGUUGGUCGUUCGGUACGCAAAAGUUCAAGGAAAUGUCAGCCACACGGUACGCUCGGCAGACGUUCAUCUAUUCGGCCAUUCCCUUCCUGCGGCAGCGUGGUUUCGAUGGGCUCGACAUGGAUUGGGAGUACCCGAAGGGUGGUGACGAUAAGAAGAACUUUGUGCUGUUGCUCAAGGAGCUGAAGGAAGCGUUCGAUGCAGAAUCGCAAGAAAUUCGUCAACCCCGGCUGCUGCUAACGGCGGCCGUCCCAGUGGGUCCGGAUAAUGUGCGCGGUGGAUACGAUGUUCCGGCUGUGGCUAGCUACCUUGACUUCAUCAACCUGAUGGCGUACGAUUUCCACGGCAAAUGGGAACGGGAAACGGGACAUAAUGCGCCAUUAUAUUCACCGUCGUCCGACAGUGAGUGGCGUAAGCAGCUUUCGGUAGACUAUGCCGCUAAUCUGUGGGUAAAGUUGGGUGCACCAAAGGAGAAGCUCGUUAUCGGAAUGCCUACAUAUGGACGUUCGUUCACACUGUCGAACACGGAACGGUACAAGGUGAACUCCCCGGCUAGCGGUGGUGGUAAGGCUGGCGAGUACACGAAGGAAUCCGGCUUCUUGGCGUACUACGAAAUCUGCGAAAUGUUGCUAAAUGGUGCGGUGUACAUUUGGGACGAUGAGAUGAAGGUACCGUACAUGGUGGACGGUGAUCAGUGGGUUGGAUUUGACGAUGAGCGAGCGAUCCGUAACAAGAUGAGCUGGAUCAAGACGAACGGAUUCGGUGGUGCUAUGGUGUGGACGGUCGAUAUGGACGAUUUCUCCGGUACGGUGUGUGGCGGAAAUGUCAAGUAUCCACUGAUCGGUGCAAUGCGGGAAGAGCUACGUGGUGUUAGCCGUGGAAAGGAAGCGAAGGAUGUCGAUUGGUCCUCGGUGGCUGCUACCAUCGUCGAGAAGGAAGUGGAAAAACCGGCUCCUAUUAAAAUCUCCGUUUCGGAACUACUGUCCAAGGUGCAGAAACCUCAGAAGAAGAUCAUCAAGCAGGGUCUUGCAACGGUGGAAAAGAACUCACGACCAGCGCAAGUGUUCUGCUACUUGACGAGCUGGUCAGUGAAGCGCCCAGGUGCCGGAAAGUUCGAACCGAAGGACGUCGAUGCCACCCUCUGCACGCACAUCGUUUACGCGUUCGCCACACUCAAGGACCACAAGCUGACGGAAGCGAACGAAAACGAUCCGGACAUGUACGAUGAGGUGAUCGCACUCCGUGAAAAGAAUCCCGAUCUGCAGAUUCUACUCGCCAUCGGUGGAUGGGCGUUCGGUUCUACCCCCUUCAAGGAGCUCACCUCGAACGUGUUCCGCAUGAACCAGUUCGUGUACGAAGCGAUCGAGUUUCUGCGCGAGUACCAGUUCAACGGGCUCGAUGUCGACUGGGAGUAUCCACGCGGUGCCGACGAUCGUAAGGCGUACGUUGAUCUGCUGCGUGAACUACGCGUUGCAUUCGAGGGUGAAGCAAAGACAUCCGGACAACCGCGCCUACUGCUGACCGCCGCUGUGCCCGCCUCCUUUGAAGCGAUCGCGGCCGGGUAUGAUGUACCGGAGAUUUCCAAAUAUCUCGACUUCAUCAACGUGAUGACGUACGAUUUCCAUGGACAGUGGGAACGUCAGGUCGGUCACAAUUCGCCACUCUUCCCGCUGGAUUCGGCCUCCAACUAUCAGAAGAAGCUGACGGUGGAUUACAGUGCGCGCGAAUGGGUGAAACAGGGUGCACCCAAGGAAAAGUUACUGAUCGGUAUGCCCACGUACGGUCGAUCGUUUACGCUCGUCAACCAAACGCAGUUCGAUAUUGGUGCACCGGCUUCCGGCGGUGGUUUGCCCGGCAAGUUCACCAAUGAGGCCGGUUUCCUGAGUUACUACGAAAUCUGUGCCUUCCUCGGGGUGGACAACACAACGCUUGUGUGGGACUCGGAACAACAGGUGCCAUUCGCCUACCGUAAGGAUCAGUGGGUCGGUUUCGACGAUGAACGAUCGCUGAAAACGAAGAUGGAAUGGCUCAAGGAGGAAGGUUUCGGUGGAAUUAUGGUGUGGUCGAUCGAUAUGGAUGACUUCUCGGGUCGCUGUGGAAGCGGUAAAUACCCACUGCUGAACGUACUUACCAGUGAGCUGAAGGACUACAAGGUGCAGCUAGAGUAUGAUGGCCCGUACGAAUCCUAUGGACCACGUGGUGCCUACACGACCAAGGAUCCCAACGAAGUGACCUGCGCAGAGGAGGAUGGCCACAUCAGCUAUCACCCGGAUAAGGCCGACUGUACGCACUACUUCAUGUGUGAGGGAGAACGCAAACACCACAUGCCAUGCCCGGCCAACUUAGUCUUCAAUCCGAACGAGAACGUAUGCGAUUGGCCAGAGAAUGUGGAAGGAUGUCAGCAUCACACGCAGUCACCGGCGGCCAAGUAGAUCGACCGUAAAGAUCGACCGUUAUCAGUGUAUUCCGCAAGGCGACUAUCGUGAGCCAUUUUAAAAUCUUUCAUCUAUAUACGUUUUGUGUUCGAUUCCUUUUCCGAUCUAUUCUGCCUUAAACUUUACUGCCGUUUUGUUAGAUACAAAAAAUACUCUACACUGCCGGUACACCAACGAAAUAGGGGAAACAUUUGUCCCCCCUUAGAAUUCUUCUAGACCGAUUUUGACCCAACGUAUGGCGUGGAAAGCGACUCGUGAAGCCUUGGAGCCACUGUUUGUAAAUAUAUUAUAUCGUAUGCCACAUGUCCCCUUUUUUCUUGUACGCUUUCAUGCAACAUUUUGCACAUGCAAAUCUACGAGUUUUCCUUAUAACAUAUAACAACAUCCUGCUAGACAAAUGCCUAAACCGCAUCCUCAGGAGGUUGUUAGGGUGUAAACCUGUUUUGUUCCCUGCUCAUAGUUUACAGAUCACAUGAAAGGAGGUGCCGAAAAAGAGAACAAUACAUCAUUUAUUUAUAUAAAACCUUCUUGCUUGCAAACAAACAAAUCCCGUGUUGCGGUUAGUCUUCACGGAAAAGACUAUGAACCGGAAAAGGGUUUGAUGAGUAUGUUUGAGGUCUAUUCUUAACUUUGCUCUUGUUCUAAACAUUUAAAAGAUGCUAUUUAUGAAAAAAGAGAUAAAGCUUAAACUGUCAACGAUAGCGCAUCUGAAGAUGAAACAUGCACUAUCAAUCCGUAGGCAUUAGCCUCCCUGGGCCAGAGCCAUCCUCACGCUAACCUUUGACGGCGUCACGCUAGUAGUUUCGAAAGUCGCUUAACGCAGAAGAGAAAUCAAGCUUAAAAGAGGAGAUUUAUUUUACACACUUGGCACAUUAGCUGAAAACCGAUUGACACCUCCGAAGUUUGUUUGCUUGUUUUUUUUUAUUAAACACCAGUAAUAUCUGUAAAUGUCGUUUUUGAUAGAUGUAUAAAAACUGUGAUAAUUAAGUGUAUAUAAAAAAGGAGCCAGCGAAUGCUAAACCAGUGUGAGGAAAAUAUAAACGGAAGUGGUAAAUGGGGUGGGAAAGGCUGGAAUAAUUGAAUGAAAGGAAAGCACCAAAAGCGGCUUAAUAACAGCAGAACGAAUACAACAAAGCAAAAGGAAUUUGAAAUUACAAGCAAACGGCAAACAUUUAUACACGGAUCAAAUGGAGAGAAAAAAAACAAGAAACAACAAAAGAACAGAACAAAAUAGCAUCAAACAGACAAACGAAACAACUAACAGCAACAACAAGAAAAAAGCGUGAAGAAAAGUUUACUAUAAGCGAAAGAAGAUAAUGCACGAAUGAAGAAAAGCAGGAACUGUUUAAGCUAAACAGAUAGCUCAUUUUCUGUUUAUGAGAAGAUGACAAGUAAGCUGGUAGCGGCAAGGAAUACGUACGAACGUGUAACUAAAACAAUGCGAAACUGGAGACAAAAGAACUUACCGCCAAUUCGCCAACGGAAAGACGUCAUAUUAGUAGUUUCUUGUUUAUUUAACGACGAGUGGUAAAAAUGUGCAAUUACAUCCAGCCAGUACCAGUACAAUGUGAAGGAUAGAAGAGAUAAUGGAACGAUUGUUAUUUAAAACAAACAAAACCCAGAGCCGAACUUCUUCGAACAACGCCGUUAGAGUGACGUAGUUUCCGUACCGUGAGUAAGCGAUCGAGAGAAGUAUAAAAACAGCUGCGACAAUACUUUAUUUUUAGUGUAAAGAAAAAUAUGUUAAAAGUACUUUUUUGAUGAAUAAAUCACUUACUAGUAUAUA
This is a messenger RNA of Anopheles funestus (African malaria mosquito), 5077 nucleotides long. It is a transcript of the gene Cht7, whose product is annotated as probable chitinase 10. Gene Ontology annotation, molecular function: hydrolase activity, hydrolyzing O-glycosyl compounds; chitin binding. The transcript is spliced from 9 exons. The coding region runs from base 280 to 3288 and encodes 1002 amino acids. Gene Ontology annotation, cellular component: extracellular region. The record is from RefSeq and is a predicted model, not a curated record. Gene Ontology annotation, biological process: chitin catabolic process; carbohydrate metabolic process. NCBI's taxonomy places the organism in Eukaryota, Metazoa, Arthropoda, Insecta, Diptera, Culicidae.